Messenger RNA from Paracoccidioides lutzii Pb01, 264 nucleotides. RefSeq lists its product as hypothetical. Bases 1 to 264 code for a protein of 87 amino acids. The transcript is spliced from 2 exons. The record is from RefSeq and is a predicted model, not a curated record.
AUGGCUGCAGUUGCAAUUCUUUUCACUCAACAUGAUUUAUCAACAGACAAUUUCAUAGUGAACAGAGAGUUUCUAUCUGCCCCUUCAAACACUACUGCUCUCCCAGGGUCUGCUUUUGAGAUAGAGGAUUCUUCAAUGCUUACUGAGAAUAUUACUUCAGUGAGGGAGGUCUCAGUAAAGGAUUUCACUGACAAUUUGAUUGACAUUCCUGCAGACUCUGAGAUUGCCAGCUUGUUAGUUUCAAAGAACCUCACCUGGGCUUAG